Molecule: messenger RNA, 1895 nt
Organism: Geodia barretti
Lineage: Eukaryota; Metazoa; Porifera; Demospongiae; Tetractinellida; Geodiidae
Source: the annotation of a GenBank genome assembly
AUGUCGGCUACUACGGAGGAAGCAGCGCCGCCUAACACUCACUCCAGAAGGGAGAGAGCCUUCCUGGGGCAACUACCGAGCGAUUUCCUCCGCGUAGAACCGGCCUCAACGGCGGCUCACCCCUCUUCCUCCGGGGACCAGCCUCACCUUGCACCAAUGAGUUUUGGAAGACCAGCGGCUCACCAGCGCCCUCAUGAGGCAAUGCUCGGGAGACUCAAAGUUACCAUUGCUCAGGCCAAGCUGUCUAAGAACUACGGGUUCACAAGGAUGGACCCAUACUGUCGCAUCCGCAUCGGCCACUCUGUCUACGAGACACCCACUGACCUGAACGGCUCUAAGAACCCUCGCUGGAACAAAGUGUUCAGCUGCAACAUACCACGUGGGAUAAACAGCAUGUACAUUGAGAUUUUCAAUGAGCGCUACCUGGCUCUGGACGACCGAGUGGCGUGGGCCUACUUCCAGUUCACCAGUGACAUGUUCAGUGGAGAGACGAUAGAAGAGUGGGUGGCCCUGUCGGGGAAACAGGGGGAGGGGCAGGAGGGAAACAUAAACAUCAUCCUCUCUUUCACUCCUGCACCCCCAGCCGCGUCCUACCAGAUGGGGGCCUACGGCAACCAGCCAGUCAGUAUGGCCCCACCGGGGAUGCCAGGGGCACAAAUGUUGUACGGAGGCGGCUAUCCUCCUACUCUGUCUCAGCAGCACCAAAUGCAACAAAUGCAACAGCUCCAACAGCAGCAGCAGCAGCAACAGCAACUUGCAGGGAUGCAGCAGGCGACGCAGCGACCGCAGAUCAAGGACGAGGACGUCUCGCGGCUCCAGGAGAUGUUUCCGACCCUCGACACGGACGUGGUUCGCUCCGUCCUCGAGGCCCAUCACGGAGUGCCCGACUCUGCUGUCACUGCUCUCCUCCAGAUGACAGAGACCUGAUUAGCUACAAUCAGGACCGUACAACCCCAAUUUCGGACACACUGACUUGUAUAACAUUAUAAUUAUGCACACAUGAACACACAUUGUGGCUCUCUGGAGAGUGUAUAUAUACUUGGACCUGAUGUCUGAUUCCGUCAAUGCUUUUUUAUUAGUAGCCUUAGCAAUUUCCUGUGUAUAGAUUGGUGGAGUAUUGUGUACGUAUUAUGUACGUAUUCAAGUGCACUGCAUACUACCAAAGCAGCUCUGGGUUAAACUAUAAUACCAUUUUGUUCUCCAACCCACCGUCGCAAUAAAAUCAAAGCUUGCCUGCACCAGAAAACGACUCAGAGCUGCUUUGGUAAAUGUGCAAAACCCUCACAGAGUGUGAAUGUAGGCUUAACUGCUGUGAAUGUAUGCAUUAAUAUAGGUGUUGGUUGUCCUAUAUAGAGUGUCUAUGAUGUGUUGGGUGUCUGUUGUGUCCACUUCUUGGACAAGAUAAAGGCAUGCAACUAAGAAAGGAAGUGGAUUUAGUGCGCCUAACGCUGAUGGUUGUUUGUGACUCAGUCUUUAAAUGAAGUAACAAGACUAUCACUAAGUACGGUAGUAGUUAGUAUAAUGACACAGGUUGUCCUGCAUUAUGCCCAAACAUUUGAGAUUUUCAUGUUUCACUUUCAGUUUCAAUCAUAUCCAACUUUUGACACAUCAGAUUGAUCCGUAUCGUCACACAAAGAGCAUGUAUCCAAGAAAUGGCUUAAAUCGCAUAAUCUGUACUUGAUUUAUUCAAGAAAGCUAGUUUUCAAAAUUGUUGUUGUUCAGUUUAGACGCGUAUCUCAAAAAACCAGCUAAGAUAUGGAGAUGGAACUUUGCACAGAGAUUGGAAUCCAUGACAGGUCGUGCAAGAGCAUUUUUUUCCAUCAAACAUUACAAGUUUGUAAACAACAACAAACAGCCUCAAGGCAAUUGAAAUGUGCUUGUGCAUAUAACUUGCU